GAAAAUAACAGUACAAAUGACUGUGUUAGUGAUGUCUGACAGCCAAACUAAUGUAAUUUGAAGUUUCUGUGUGUGUCUGUAGGUUGUCUGGAUGUAUGGUGACAGAGGAAGGCUGUGGUUAUUUGUCUUCAGCUCUGAAGUCAAACCCCUCACAUCUGAGAGAGCUGGAUCUGAGCUACAAUCACCCAGGACAAUCAGGAGAACAACUGAAGAAUCUGGACAAACUCAAUGUGGAUCAUGGAGGAGAAAACAGAAUUACUGCAGGACUACACAAAUAUUCCCAUCAACUCACUCUGGAUCUGAACACAGUGAAUAAAGAGCUCCGUCUGUCUGAGAACAACAGAGUGAUUACUCGCACUAAAACAGAUCACCAGUAUCCUGAUCAUCCAGACAGAUUUGAUGCAUGGCGUCAGGUGCUCUGUAGAGAGAGUGUGUGUGGACGCUGUUACUGGGAGAUUGAGUGGAGUGCAGAUAAAGGAGUGUUUAUAUCAGUGUCAUAUACGAGAAUCGGCAGGAAGGGAUGGGGUAAUGAGUGUAGGUUUGGAUGUAAUGAUCAGUCCUGGAGUUUGCUCUGCUCUCGCUCCAGUUACUCAUUCAAACACAAUAACAUACAGACUGUUCUCUCUGUGACGCCCAUCAGCAGUAGAACAGGAGUGUAUGAUAAAGUCAAUAGAAUAGGAGUGUUUGUGGAUCACAGUGCAGGAACUCUGUCCUUCUACAGCAUCUCUGACACAAUGAGCCUCAUCCAUUCAGUCCAGACCACGUUCACUCAGACACUCUAUCUUGGGUUUGGGCUUAGUUGUUUAGGAUCAUCAGUGAAACUGUGUUGAUGAAUCAGAAUAGACUGAUGAGAGAUUCUACCCAUAAUGCUUUGAGCUGCAUGAUGAAUCAGUGACAGUGGAUGUUAUAGAGUCUCUUCAUCACAUUAAUAUGAACAUGAAUCAGAAUAAACGUGUAAUGAAUCCUC
Molecule: messenger RNA, 967 nt
Organism: Carassius auratus (goldfish)
Lineage: Eukaryota; Metazoa; Chordata; Actinopteri; Cypriniformes; Cyprinidae
Product: tripartite motif-containing protein 16-like protein
Exons: 3
Coding region: 96-830 (244 amino acids)
Molecular function (GO): protein binding
Source: RefSeq, a predicted model, not a curated record